Messenger RNA from Dermacentor albipictus, 1793 nucleotides. NCBI's taxonomy places the organism in Eukaryota, Metazoa, Arthropoda, Arachnida, Ixodida, Ixodidae. The record is from RefSeq and is a predicted model, not a curated record.
CCUUUUUUUUCUUCUGCGUUAGCGCCGCGGUUUAUCGCCGAAAGGAGCGCCGGGUUGGGCGUGUGUGGCCGUGUGCUACCGUCGCCGCUUUGGGAAGGUUCUUUGCGUGCGCGCCCGGUAUCCGUCUCUCUGCACUCCUGGAUUCGUCCACCUCGCUGUGCUGUGCAACGCUUCCGAGCCGAUUGUGCGACCCGCUUGCUGCGGUGCAACGUCGGGGCUCGCGCGCGCUCGGGCGCGGGCGAAAUUUGCACGCUCGUUUCGCGGGGCCGGCUGUGGCGAUGCCGUCGUCGUCGGCGAGUGCGCGUCGGUGUCGACGGCGGCGCGCGAGCCGGAGCUGCCGCGCCGGCUUUGGCCGCCAUGCGUGAUGCGUUCACGGUGCUCGUCUAGGACCCACCGUCGUCGGCCGAUGGACGCGUGCGUCGGGAUUCCCACGUGAGUGUCGACACCCAUGGGGAUCAGCCGCGGCUCUGAGCGCUGGACGCCGCCGGCCGACGUGCGACCCAGACUACCGGUGCUACUGCGCAACCGCCGCCAGCCGUGCUGCUGCUGCCGCCGCUACGGCUACCGGUUUUCGGCGUCGUCGCCCGUGAUUCUCUUCCUGGUGGCUUCGGCGCUCCCGCUGCUGGCCGGGUCCGACGCGAACGGCACGGAGGCAAUAGCCAACGAUGUCCGGAACUGGGCGUGGCGUUUUGGUACCGAGAUCUCCAACCAGAGUCUAUUUGCGUCGAAUUUCACCGAGAUUAAAGAGAACUUCGAAGAGUUCAAGGCGAAGCCUCACCACAAGGACAUCGCGCAGCUGACAGAGAAGAUUCUUAGGGACUUGGGCAACCUAGUGAGCUCCAAAACGGAAUCUCUUAAGGUUUUGAUACAAGAAGCCGAGAAAAAUGCCAAAGACCACAAGUACAGCACAGACAUCGACUUUCGCUACUUCAACGCCAAGAAGCUGUACCGUCCCAACAAGAUGCCCAAGCUGUCCGAAGACGAGGACCCGGACGACUGGAUGCCCAUGGAGAUGCACCAGGACCGGCGCUUUGAUGACGCCGACGUCAACUUCACCUACAGCGCCAUUCACGUGGCGACCAACAUAUACUACAAGUCGGCGUCGGUGCUCAACGCCGUCAAGUGGUCGGAGGGGAUGAACUCCCGCUUCAAGAACAACCGCGUCGUCGACCCGUUCAUAGCCUGGCAGUUCUUCUGCAGCAGCACUGGGUUCAUCAGGCUCUUCCCUGCCCGGAAGUGGCCUGACGACGAACCCGACAUGUACGAGUGCCGCACAAGGCCAUGGUACGUGCAGGCCGCGGCCUCGGCCAAGGACGUGGUCAUCCUGCUCGAUGGCAGCGGGUCCAUGAUGGGGCUGCGCAAGGAGAUCGCGCGCAACGUCAUCGUCAACAUCCUCGACACGCUCACCGAGAACGACUACGUCAGCAUUCUCAGGUUCUCCAACGUGAUCGAACCCGUUGUGAGCUGCUUCCAUUACAACUUGGUGCAGGCCAACGCCAGAAACGUCAGGGAAUUCAAGGAAAAUCUCAGCAAACUGGAAACGGUGAACAUCGCCAACUUCACCGCAGCCUUAAAGCAGGCUUUCGAGAUGCUUCAACACUACAACAAGUCCCGGCUUGGCAGUCAAUGCAACCAAGCCAUCAUGCUCGUCACGGACGGCGCUCCCUACACCUACGAGGAGAUCUUCAGGCACUAUAACUGGCCAAACAUCCCGGUUCGUGUCUUCACCUACCUCAUCGGUCGAGAGGUGACCGACACCCGGGAAAUGAAUUGGAUGGCCUGCGCCAACAGAG